Misgurnus anguillicaudatus (oriental weatherfish) is the source of this 1705-nucleotide messenger RNA. The record is from RefSeq and is a predicted model, not a curated record. Lineage: Eukaryota; Metazoa; Chordata; Actinopteri; Cypriniformes; Cobitidae.
AAUGAUAAAUUAAUGUAUUUUAUAAAAUGUCAUAAAACUGCCCCACGGCCUAAUCUAAUCUUUAGAUUGAAAUCUGGGUGGAGACAGACUACAAUUGCUUACAAAACUUUGACUCAGUCUUAGAGGAUCAGUAUUAGGGACAAAUCUGAGAAGCAGGCAGUCCUAGUCCAAAUCCCUGAACCAAACACAUUCACAACGUGAAACUUCAUUCAAGAAGCGGAACGGAAUUGCAACUUUCUGAACUAAUUGUGUGUGUGGAUCUGCAUUCCUACCAUACAGCAUUUGUUUACAAAACAUCUUUGCAAAGUCAGACAUGGAUAUAGAAAAAGUGUUUGAAUACUUAAGUGUUUGGAGUAAUAAUUUUACAUUGAUUCACGGUUUGGGUGCAUUUGUACUGCUCUGGGCUCUGGUGUGGUUUUGCCGAGACAACCUGGAAAUAGACAAUGUCAAGGACAAGCACGUCUUUGUAACCGGCUGUGACUCUGGUUUCGGAAACCUACUGUGUAAACGCCUAGACAAACGUGGUUUCCGCGUCCUAGCCGGGUGUUUUACGGAAAAAGGAGCAGAUGAUUUGAAAAGGGCGACUGGACCUUACCUGAAGACCUGCAUACUGGAUGUGACCAGCACGGCUAGCAUUGAGAAGGCUGUGGAAUGGACCAAAAAAGAAGUUGGUGAUAAAGGACUUUGGGGUCUUGUGAACAAUGCAGGAUAUUCCCUUCCCAUGGGUCCUUCUGAGUGGAUGAAAAUCGAAGACUUUCAAAGAACCCUCAAAGUCAAUAUGUUUGGUGUUAUAGAGAUGACCAUGAAUUUUCUGCCUCUGAUCAAAAAGGCUCGGGGUCGAGUAGUGAAUGUGGCAUCAGUGCUGGGCAGAGUCGCAGCUAAUGGGGGCGGAUACUGCAUCUCAAAGUUUGGGGUGGAGAGUUUCUCAGACUGUCUCAGGAGGGAUAUCCAGUAUUUUGGGAUUAAAGUGUGUAUAAUCGAACCUGGAUUCUUCAAGACUCAGGUGACCAGCUUAGAGUCCAUCGAGAAGGAACUGCAUCGCCUCUGGAACCAGCUGCCCACAGAGGUGAAGGAAAGUUAUGGAGAUAAAUACCUGGAUAAAUACAUCAAGAUCCAGAGACUGAUCAUGAAUGCUGUGUGUGAUUCGGACUUAAGCAAAGUGACCAGUUGCAUGGAGCACGCCCUGCUGGCUGCCCACCCGAGGACACGCUACAGUGCAGGCUGGGAUGCCAAACUCGUAUGGAUCCCUCUGUCAUAUAUGCCCGCUUGUGUUGUGGACAUUGCCUUAAAGCUGAUCCUGCCAAAGCCUGCAAAAAGUGUCUAGUGUGCUAGGGAAGUAAGUUUAGGACCAUGCAGAUUGUAUUCCUAUUUUUACUCUUGACUUUUUAAUCCUUUAUGAGACACUGGAUAUUUCGGGAGCACCUAAUUUUAGAGUUGUUGUUGUUUUGGGUUAGUGGGUGAUUGAUAAUAAUCACAAUGUUUUAGCUUUUGCAGUGAUUGUGUUUUUAAUUACAUAGUUUUAAAGACAUGAGAACUGUUAAAAAAUACCAUUUCAAUUAUUUUGUAUAUUUAUAUAAAGUGAAAUGUAGUUAUAUGACCACAUCAAAUAUUUUAUGAACUGUCAAAGUUACUCAACUUAAAUAUUUAAUGAGAUUUUACUAAGUAAAUAAACACAAUUCAAUAAAAAUAAGUAAUAUUGAGCAUU